This is a messenger RNA of Rhipicephalus microplus (southern cattle tick), 771 nucleotides long. RefSeq lists its product as uncharacterized. Lineage: Eukaryota; Metazoa; Arthropoda; Arachnida; Ixodida; Ixodidae. The record is from RefSeq and is a predicted model, not a curated record.
CUCAUAUGCCAGUUCGUUCUCGCGUCAAAUCUCGGCAUAGGGCACAUUGAAUGGGGACAGUUCUAUACUCCAUUGUAGGACUGUGUUCCUUUGGGAUGGCAAACUAUGUUAGUUAAAUAUAAGCAGUGUACUGUCAACAAACAUGAUGACUUCGCUUUUUGAACAUCCAAGAAGUCAGCUAACAUUUCUUCCCGCUUUUCUUUUGCUAGUUUGUUUGGCACCUUAUUUUAAAAAGUAAGGCACUAGUCGGAGCGUGAGAGGCCGGUCAAAAUGGGCUUCCAUAGAACUGUUGGGCUGAUCGCCUGCGCGAUAGUGUUCGUAGUUAUAGCAGACAUCGCCUAUGGACAAAAGGCUGACGGACGAAGCAAGCCACCGUCAACAACGAAACCACCGAAACCACCGAAUGUACCUACCAAAGCAACCAAGCCAACGAAACCAGCCAGUGUACCCACACUUUCGACGAGACCAACAAAACCCGCCAAGCCACUGAAGAACUUAUUCCCACGGAACCCACCGAAGGUACCUACCAAAGCAACCAAGCCAACAAAACCAGCCAUUGUACCCACACUAUCAACGAGACCAACAAAACCUGCCAAGCCACCGAACAACUUAUUCCCACGGCCUCCCGGCCCCGUGCCUCCGUUUCCUCCUGUACCAGUGGUGCCAAUGCCGAAGGGGCCUUGGAAAGGAAUCUACAUUGUCUACCCACCUAUCGACCUUCGUCUGGCUCCUACAAGAGUUAAGUGGGACACCUUGUAAAGUGUUCUCAAG